Molecule: messenger RNA, 3638 nt
Organism: Coccidioides posadasii C735 delta SOWgp
Lineage: Eukaryota; Fungi; Ascomycota; Eurotiomycetes; Onygenales; Onygenaceae
Biological process (GO): translational initiation
Cellular component (GO): cytoplasm; mitochondrion
Molecular function (GO): GTP binding; translation initiation factor activity; GTPase activity
Source: RefSeq, a predicted model, not a curated record
AUGCCGCCGAAAAAGAAGGGCAAUAAGAAGCAGCAGGACGAUUGGGAAGCCGAGCUAGGCGAGUCCAUCACGCCCACAAACGGCCAGCCUGAUAACGCCGCCGAGUCCAAUGCCACACCCAAUGAAGAUGAUGAUGAAAUGGGGGGCGGCCUUUUGGCUGCCUUGAGGAAAAACAAGAACCGCAAGGCAAAGAAAGGCAAGGCCGUUAAUAAUGAUUUUGUCGAGGGCGAAGAUCCUACCGCUGGUCUCGAGAGCAAAGAGCCCGAGGAAGCUACAUUCGAUGAGGAUGAUGUAUUCGCGGGAACUGCUAAGAAGCCAAAGCCUACUGCGAAGGAUGAGCCUUCAAAACAGAAGACAAAGGAUGCGGAAGAGGGAGGAAAAGUGAAGUCGAAGAAGGAGAAGGAGAAGGAGAAGAAGGAGAGAGAGAAGCAGAGAAAGAAGGAACAGGCUGCGAAAAAGAAGGCUCAAGGACCGGCUGCUACUCCAGCACCGAAGGCAGAGCCUGCGAAAGCUGCCGAGCCUGAACCAAAAGCCGAACCUACUUCCGCCCCAGAGACUACUGGUAAGAAAAGAAAGGUCCCGGCUCACCUUGCCGCUAUUCAAAGACAGCAAGAAUUGCUUCGGAAACAACAAGAGGAACAAGAGCGCCUUGCAGCCGAAGAACAAGCUAAAGAAGAAGAGAGACUACGAAAGAUAGAGGAAGAGGAGCGGAAGAAGGAAGAAGCACGUCAGAAGAAAAAGGAAAAAGAGCGAGAGAAAAAAGAACAGCUGCGCAGAGAAGGGAAGCUACUCACAAAGGCUCAGAAGGAAGCCAAAGAGCGUAAUGAGAUACGCAUGAAACAGCUAUUGGCUGCUGGCGGCAAGGUUGCCGGUCUCGAGCAAGAUUCCGAGCCCGUGGAGAAAAAGAAACCGGUUUAUGACAAUAGAAAGAGACGUGGACCAAGAGGACGGGAGGAGGUUGAUUUGGAAGCUGCAGCAGCAAGAGCCGAGGCUCAGCGCCAGGCUGAAGAAGAGGAGAGAAAGAAGCGAGAGGAAGAGGAGAAGGCAGCUGCUGAGGCAGCGGCCAAAGCUAAGGAAGAAGAGAGCGACGAUGGUAUCAAGGACAGCUGGGAUGCUCCUUCGUCCGAUGAAGAGGAGGAGGCGGAAGCGGAAGCGGACAAAGAACCGUCAGCUAAACUAUCCCCAAAUGCCGCAGAUGGAAAAGUGGAAUUGCCGACGCGGCAGAAACCUACCGAUGGCUCCCCAGAAGAGUCCGAGUCUGAGGAAUCCGAGGAAGAGGGAACUGCAUCACAACGAGCUAUAGCCCAGAGGAAAGCAGAAGCCGCUGAGCGAAGAAGGAAGCAGCAUGAAGAGGCCCUGGCAGCUCGAUCCAAAGACCACUUGCGAUCUCCCAUUUGCUGUAUUCUUGGACACGUCGAUACAGGGAAGACGAAGCUGCUUGAUAAGAUUCGACAGACCAACGUCCAGGAAGGAGAAGCUGGUGGUAUCACUCAACAAAUCGGUGCUACCUACUUCCCCUCAGAAGCCCUUAAGCAGAAAACCGCUGUCGUCAACAAGGAUGGCAAAUUCGAGUUCAAAGUCCCCGGUUUACUGAUUAUUGAUACACCUGGUCACGAGUCCUUCUCCAACUUGCGCUCUCGGGGCUCGUCACUCUGCAACAUUGCCAUUUUGGUUGUUGAUAUUAUGCACGGACUCGAACCACAGACCCUUGAGUCCAUGAGAUUGCUGAGAGAUAGAAAAACGCCAUUCAUCGUUGCAUUGAACAAAAUUGAUCGUCUCUACGGCUGGAAGAAAAUUGAUAACAAUGGCUUCCAGGACAGCUUGGCGCUUCAGAAUAAGGGCGUCCAGAACGAAUUCCGUGAUCGUCUUAAUAAGACUAAACUCGCCUUUGCUGAGCAAGGGUUCAACUCCGAGCUAUUCUGGGAAAACAAAUCCAUGGCUCGCAACGUCUCCUUGGUUCCUACUUCAGCUCAUACCGGAGAAGGUGUUCCCGACCUCUUGAAGCUUCUUGUUACUCUCACGCAGGAACGCAUGACAAACAAGUUGAUGUAUCUGUCAGAAGUUGAAUGCACUGUCCUUGAAGUCAAGGUCAUUGAAGGUCUUGGUACCACCAUUGACGUCGUUUUGUCAAACGGUAUUCUUCGCGAAGGCGACCGAAUAGUACUUUGUGGUCUCAACGGUCCUAUAGCGACGAACAUACGAGCGCUUUUAACACCUGCUCCUCUCAAAGAACUUCGUAUCAAAUCGCAGUAUGUUCAUAACAAGGAAGUUAAAGCUGCAUUGGGUGUCAAGAUCGCUGCCAACGACCUAGAACAUGCUAUUGCUGGAUCUAGACUCUUGGUGGUUGGACCCGACGACGAUGAAGAGGACUUGGAAGACGAGGUCAUGUCUGAUUUGGAAAACCUCCUCAGCAAGGUCUCUAAAGAUAAUCGUGGAGUCAGCGUCCAGGCGUCGACUCUUGGUUCUCUUGAAGCCCUUCUUGAGUUCCUUAAAGUAUCCAAAAUUCCUGUGGCAAAUAUCUCUAUUGGUCCUGUGUAUAAACGUGACGUGAUGCGUGCAGGCACUAUGUUAGAAAAGGCCAAGCAAUUUGCUGUUAUGCUUUGCUUUGAUGUUAAGGUCGACAGGGAAGCACAAGCCUACGCAGAUGAAGUUGGCGUAAAGAUCUUCACCGCCGAUAUUAUCUACCAUCUAUUUGAUGACUUUACAAAGCAUAUGGAAGAACUUUCUACCAAGAAAAAGGAGGAAGCAAAACUUCUGGCAGUGUUUCCUUGUGUUCUGCAGCCUUCUGUUAUAUUUAACAGGAAGGAUCCUAUUGUCAUUGGUGUUGAUGUGAUCGAGGGCAAUCUGCGACUGCUCACACCGAUUGCUGCUGUCAAGACUAACCCUGUGACUGGCGCCAAAGAAAUAUUUAAUUUAGGAAGAGUGCAAUCUAUCGAACGUGAACACAAGCAGAUUCCUAUGUGCAAGAAGGGUCAGCCGUCUGUUGCUGUCAAAAUUGAAGGUCCUAACCAACCAGCUUAUGGCCGUCAAUUGGAGGAGAAGGACGUGCUUUACUCGCUCAUUUCCAGACAGAGUAUUGAUACAUUGAAGGAAUUCUAUCGAUCGGAUGUCUCUAUGGACGAAUGGGCAUUGAUCAAAAAGUUGAAGCCUCUGUUUGAUAUCCCAUGAUUGCAUGCAUGCCAUGUAGAUUGUCUGAUUGUGUUGUCCUUGCGACUCAGUCUAAAUGAUUAUUGACUUGCUCUCGCCUCUCCUGCACUCUCUUACGACUCUUUGUUACCUGCUUUCCCAGCCCGGAUCAGACUGGGAUUUGCAGAGAAAAUGAAAAAUCUUACGACAUGAUAGAAAAAUUGAAGCAAAACCAUAUUGGCAUUUUGAUGGUGAUGGUCUCCUAACGCAGAAUGCCUUCAAGUCGCAACCUAUCCCCCUCUUUAUGCCUUGUUUUGAUGCGAUAAUUUCUUCUCUGUAUAUGAUAUACACUGAUAGAUUAUCUUCAUUCUUGGAUAUCACAGAAUAUGCUCUUGAUAGGACUAUCAAGGCUAGAAUGCCAGGAACUAAGAUUGAGUGUAUAUCCAACAUUUGAAGCAGCAUCACACUCAACGAUAUAUUUACAUUAUAAAUUCCUGUUAUCAGGAAAUAAA